Epithele typhae is the source of this 480-nucleotide messenger RNA. Its product is annotated as putative Ran1 protein. The transcript has 2 exons. NCBI's taxonomy places the organism in Eukaryota, Fungi, Basidiomycota, Agaricomycetes, Polyporales, Epitheliaceae. The record is from RefSeq and is a predicted model, not a curated record. Gene Ontology annotation, biological process: intracellular signal transduction; protein phosphorylation. The annotation marks the transcript as partial. Gene Ontology annotation, molecular function: ATP binding; protein serine/threonine kinase activity.
CACCUCAUCUGCGCUGACCGGCCGGGCGUUGUCACCAUCUAUGACGUAUACGACAAUAUGGGCUACCUUCUCCUCGUCCUCGAUCUCUGCGACGGCAGCGACCUUUUCAGGCGCAUCCGCGAUUUCCAGGCAUACGAGGACAACGAGGCUCUCGUUCGGACCACGUUCCUCUCCCUGCUCGACGCCGUCAGCGACAUACAUUCCUGCGGCAUCGUGCACCGUGACCUCAAGCGGAAGAACAUCCUCGUCAACUACGACGGUUCGCGCCUCUUUCUGUCCGACUUUGGUCUUGCCACCGAUGCCGUGAAGAUAUUCAUAUACGGCUGGGGCACCGGGAUCUACAUGAGCCCUGAGGCUUCGGGCAGGUUCAACGGGCAGGCCUCAUAUUGCCCCCAGACGAACGACAUCUGGCCGCUCGGCAUCAUCCUCAUCAACAUGCCCACUGGUCAGGUCCCAUGGACGCGUGCGCGAAAUGACGAC